CGUCAUUCCUUCUCCGACUAUUGUCCAUUAGAUAUAGAAACCAAAAGUAAUUGCUUUAUCUCGCAGCAAGCGAUACCAUGGAGAAGACAAAAAUAAAUAGCAAGAGGUUUGAAGGGAAGGUAGCUAUUGUCACUGCUUCUACGCAGGGAAUAGGCUUCGGAAUCGCUGAGCGCCUCGGCUUGGAAGGUGCCGCCGUCGUCAUUUCUUCUCGCAAGCAGAAAAAUGUAGAUGAAGCUGUUCAGAAGCUUAAAGUUCGGGGUAUCCAAGUGUUGGGUGUUGUUUGUCAUGUGUCAAACGCACAACAAAGGAAGAAUCUCAUUGAGAAAACAGUUCAGAAAUAUGGAAAAAUAGAUGUGGUUGUAUCGAAUGCUGCUGCCAAUCCAAGCGCUGAAUCCAUUUUGAACACCCAAGAAUCUGUCCUUGACAAGCUAUGGGAAAUUAAUGUCAAAGCCUCUAUCCUUCUUUUGCAGGAUGCAGCUCCUCACUUGCAGAAGGGUUCUUCAGUUAUUCUCAUUUCCUCUAUUGCUGGUUACCACCCUCAAGCUUCCAUGGCUAUGUAUGGGGUGACAAAGACAGCUCUUCUCGGACUCACUAAGGCCCUUGCAGCUGAGAUGGCACCUGAUACUCGUGUAAACUGUAUAGCACCAGGGUUUGUUCCAACACAUUUUGCUGAGUUCAUCACGGGCAAUGAGGCUUUGAGGAAGUCCAUUGAGGGAAAAACCUUACUGAACAGGCUUGGUACCACAGGAGACAUGGCCUCCGCAGCUGCAUUUUUGGCAUCUGAUGAUGCUUCUUACAUAACCGGAGAAACUUUGAUUGUGGCUGGAGGAAUACCCUCUAGACUUUAGUUUUCUUCAAUGGAUUAGCUUUAGUCCACAGUAAUAAACAAAUAAAUAUCCUAGCAGAGAGAAUUUUUCUUGCUGCUUUUGAUGGAUUAGCUUUCAUUUUUCAUGCGUUACAUGAAUUAUGUUACAAACAAAAUAGGUACGACUUUUUAUUUUCCAUGAGAAAAGUAAAAAAUUUCUUUUAUUGUCUGAAAAAAUUGCCUUUGAGGAA
This is a messenger RNA of Jatropha curcas, 1056 nucleotides long. It is a transcript of the gene IBR1, whose product is annotated as indole-3-butyric acid response 1. The record is from RefSeq and is a predicted model, not a curated record. NCBI's taxonomy places the organism in Eukaryota, Viridiplantae, Streptophyta, Magnoliopsida, Malpighiales, Euphorbiaceae. Gene Ontology annotation, molecular function: oxidoreductase activity.